CACCAUCAUAGGGCUCUCAAUCACAUCAGGCUUCACCUGAACGAUCACAGUGGUGUGUUUGGAAGAUUUCGUUGAAGAUACAGGGUACCGUCACUUAACGAGAACAUGGGCUGUCGUAUUGUUGAUCUGCCCACCUCAACAAUUAAGAUGGAUGCAGAGGAUAGUGAUCUUCGACUUUGCUUCAGAAUAACAUCCCCAUUGAAAACUUACACAUUGCAGGCCACCAAGAGACAGUUCUGGAAACACAACGGUCGAAAAGAGAUAACUCUGCUAAGAAAAACACGAGAAAAAGCUACAAGGCUCGGGACAAACAUUUCGAGAGACUUUAGAGAGAGAGGCUCCACCUUCUCUCUAGAAUCUCUCUCCUUCCCAUCUUCUUCUUCUGAGCUUCUGGCUGUGCCGCCACCCUUCGGGGUGGCUUCUCUGCCACCUCUCGUGUGGCCUCUCCGCCACCCUCCGGUGUGGCCUUUACCUUUCUUUGCUUUUGUUUAGUUUGGUGUGUUUUUUCUCCUUUGUUUUUCUUGAUGUUGGCCCAGAUCUCCUCAAUCUCUCCUCUCCCACUCCUAUACAGCCAUUGCACCUCUCUCUCCCUGUUCUCCUCUCAUCCACCCACCCCCCUUCAGCCCACUUCUCUUCCUCUUCCAUGAACUCUUUAACCCUAAACCACUUCCCUUUUCCUAGGUUCUGCUUGGUUGUCUUCUGGUUUGUUGUUGCUGUUCAUCUCCUACACUCCAUCCUCAAAUCAGAGCCUUUGCUCUGGAGGCGUUGGCUCUGUAGUUUAAUGGUCAAUUUUGACCAAUCCACAGAUCGCUUGAGCUUGAUGCACGGUGGUGGCUCGCUUCCCCGAAUCCACGCUCUUCAGAUCUCCUUUGUCGGUUCUCAUGGACCUUCCUCCACUGGCAGCGACGGCAGAUCGGGUGGCAGCAGUGGCGGCUGCUUAGUUCUUGGGUGUGAUUUUAGGGUUGUGUAUGUCUUAGGGUUUUUUGUUGUGUUGAGCCUCAAGUCUGUGUAUUUUGGUUGGGCUUUUAUUUUGUUUGUUUGUGCUUUUGUUUUUUUUUUCUGUUUGUUGUAUUGGGCCUGUUUGUAAUUUGCUAAGUUAAUGGAAUUUCUUUUCCUUCGACCAAAAAAAAAAAAAAAAAAAAAAAAA
Molecule: messenger RNA, 1147 nt
Organism: Prunus mume (Japanese apricot)
Lineage: Eukaryota; Viridiplantae; Streptophyta; Magnoliopsida; Rosales; Rosaceae
Source: RefSeq, a predicted model, not a curated record